AUGAUGGAUGGGCGGCGGCAUUCAGUUGAUAUUCCAAUUUCUAAAACACUUGUGGCAUUGAGGAGAGUCAGGUCAUUGAGGGAUCCAUCAACUAAUUCUAUGAGUAAACUUUCUCAUUUGAUUGAUAAUGUGCACUGGGAAAACGGUUCCGGUAAUGGGAUUUCCUUGCGGUUUUCAGAUGCUACUCGUGCGUGUGAUUCUGAUGAUAAUGUUACUUUCAGAUCAAGGAAUUUAGGUUUUAAGGAACAAAGGGAGCAGGGUGAUGCUGAUUUUGUAUUGAAUUGUGGUCAUUUGAACUCAAGGCUGAAGCCUAGUGGGGUACCAUGUCAGGAUGGCCAACAUGAUGAUGAACUAGUUUACUGUAAUCCUAAUCAGCAAAGCAUUUCUGGAAAUAAGUCCCCUAGUGAAAGCUGUGGUAGCAACCAUGGGGGUAAAGGGUUGGAUUUGCCUUGUACCAUGCCUCCCAGUAAUCAUUUCAGGGAUGGGCAUUCAUGCUAUGUUGCUACUGCUAGAUCAUCUCAAUUAGGGAGAAUAGAUUACUCUAAGUCAGCCAAAAAAUCUCUACGCAAGAAUCAAGUAAAACCAUCAGAGGUAGUGGGUGGAAUUGCCAGCCAUUUAGGCAGUCCAUGCCUUUCUGUUCGCGAUGCUUUCUCGCCCCAUAGUGCCUUAGUAGGUAUUAAUCAAGAUGUUUUUGAAAAUAUUGAUAGUGGAUGUGGAAUAAGCUGUUGUUGGUCAAAAUCACCAAGGUUUAGAGAGUCAAAUCUUAAUUGUGAGAUUGAAGACCGUCCCUUGAUAUUGCACGGUGUUGAUGAGACAGAUAUUCAUGGACAUAGAAGCAUGAGACACAAUGGUGGUGGAAUUAGUCCAAAUUUGGAAACUCCUAGAAGUUUAUCUAUGAAAUUCAGACCUAAAUCAUUUAGUGAUUUGGUGGGGCAAAAUGUGGUUGUAAGGUCCCUUUUGGGUGCCAUCUCCAGAGGAAGGAUAACGUCAUUUUAUCUCUUCCAUGGUCCACGUGGUACUGGCAAGACAUCUGCCUCCAGGAUAUUUGCUGCUGCACUAAAUUGCCUCUCUUUUGAGGAGCGAAGGCCAUGUGGCCUAUGUAGAGAAUGCGUUUUAUUCUUUUCUGGAAGAAGUAAAGAUGUUAAAGAAGUGGAUUCUGUGAGAAUCAAUCGUACAGACCAGGUUAAAUCCCUUGUUAAGAAUGCAUGUAUCCCUCCAGUUUCCUCACGUUUUAAGGUCUUUAUUAUUGAUGAGUGCCAGUUAUUGAAUGGGGAGACAUGGGCAAGCCUUUCAAAUAGUCUACAGAACCUUUCUCAACAUGUGGUUUUUGUGAUGAUUACUCCUGAUUUGGACAAGCUUCCUAGAAGUGCAGUUUCUCGGGCUCAGAGGUAUCACUUUCCAAAGAUUAAAGACGCUGACAUUGUGUGCAGAUUAGAAAAAAUUUGUGCCGAAGAAGGUCUUGAUUUUGAACAGGCUGCUUUGGACUUCAUUGCUGCAAAAUCUUGUGGUUCUGUUAGGGAUGCAGAAAUGAUGCUAGAUCAGCUCAGUUUGCUUGGAAAAAAGAUCGAUAUUUCCUUAGUGUACGAGCUUACCGGGAUUGUUUCUGAUGAUGAGUUGCUCGACUUGCUGGAUCUAGCAUUGUCAUCUGACACUUCAAAUACAGUUAUAAGAGCUCGGCAGCUUAUGAGAUCAAGGAUAGAUCCUUUGCAGCUUAUAUCACAGCUGGCAAAUCUUGUUAUGGACAUCCUUGCAGGGAAAUGUGAAAAUGGUGGUUCUGAAGUCAGAAAUAGAUUUUCUGGUAGAUAUACCUCGGAAGCAGACCUGCAGAAACUCAACAAUGCAUUGAGAAUACUUUCUGAAACUGAGAAGCAGUUAAGAAUCUCAAAGAAUCAAACAACGUGGUUCACUGUAGCCCUCUUACAGCUAAGCUCUGUAGAUUAUCCAUCUGUGGAUGCCAACGAUACCAAAUUAAGUUUGAGAGUUCCAUGCAAUGGAGAAUUUGAUAUCCGCAAUAUAUCAUCUACAGGGCAGAGCUUGGAGCAUCUUGCUACUGGUCAGUGUGAUAACAAGUCAUACAGAUUACGAGUGCAGGAGGAUCGCCGGGGAACAUUGAAUUCCAUUUGGUAUAAAGCUACAGAAUUGUGUCAAUCUAGUCGGCUCAAGACUUUUCUCAGGAAGAAGGGGAAGUUGUCUUCACUUCAUGUUGAUCGCAAUACAGCUUGCCUUGCUAUUGCCGAGUUGGAGUUCCACCAUCGCCACCAUGUAUCUAAAGCUGAGAAGUCAUGGAAAUUGAUCGCAAGAUCCUUGCAGUUCAUAUUGGGCUGUAACAUUGAGUUGAGGAUCACUUACAUACCAUGUGCUUCUGAUUCUAAGUAUGCCAAACUGAAGAGGGCAUCUUUCAGCAUCUUCAGUUGUUCACGCAAAAUUCGACGACGGAAAUCAUCAUCUUUUAAUGAACAAGGAAGUGAAUCAGAUUAUGCUGAUUGCACCUCUCAAAAUCCCAUGAUGAAGGAUAAAACAACUUCCUCUGAUUGUGGAGUGGAUGUUGUAACGACUUUGCGAAGUUGUGAAGGGAAUUUGCUUAGCUCAGGAGAAAGGUUUUUAAAUAGGUCAUUUCAAGAGCCUCUGGAGACAUCAUGUGCUAUAGUCGAUUCCUCUAAGGAAGAGGAAUGCAAUUGUGCUCAUCUAGAUUCAUCAAUCCCCAGUUCAGAUAAUCACUCUUACUGUUUUCCUCAAACUAUUUGGCUUCAAAAGAAGUUUCGUUCAUCAAAUUCAUUCAAGAUGACUUUUCAGGGUAUUCAACAACAGAAAGAUUUUGUUUUAUCUACCCCUAAGUGUACAUGA
Messenger RNA from Abrus precatorius (Indian licorice), 2844 nucleotides. RefSeq names its product protein STICHEL-like 2. Lineage: Eukaryota; Viridiplantae; Streptophyta; Magnoliopsida; Fabales; Fabaceae. The record is from RefSeq and is a predicted model, not a curated record. Gene Ontology annotation, molecular function: DNA binding; DNA clamp loader activity; ATP binding. The transcript is spliced from 5 exons. Gene Ontology annotation, cellular component: DNA replication factor C complex; DNA polymerase III complex; nucleus. Gene Ontology annotation, biological process: DNA repair; DNA-templated DNA replication. The coding region runs from base 1 to 2844 and encodes 947 amino acids.